GUCACAAUCAGUCGCACGAGUGCGCUCCAAUUGUACGGACGCAAUACUACGAGUGUUUCUUCUUGUUUCUUUUAUCGCAAGAUCGAUUGCCAAAAUUCUCCUCUAUGGCUAAAGUAUUCGCAUUUAUUUCACAGUUAUAAAACUAUGAAGGAUGGGAAAUCGAAUUGGACACGAGAAAUCGAAAAAUUCGAACAUCGAUGGAGCGUCCGGAGUGUUUGCAAUUUCGAUGGCAACAAAGUCACCGGAACACGAGUGUGAUUCAGCGGAGGUGGUUUUCUCGUUGAUUCGCAAUCGUCAGACUCGCGAGACGUCGCCGGUGACGGGGGGUCAGCAAAACCAUGGAAAUUUGUCAACGGAUCGUGAUGAGUGGGGAAGCGGGCUAGAAUUUCUCAUGUCCUGCAUCGCCUUUUCGGUUGGUCUCGGUAACGUUUGGAGAUUUCCGAAUACCGCGUACGAAAAUGGUGGCGGAGCUUUCCUCAUACCGUACGUCAUUGUGCUGUUCAUUAUCGGGAAACCUUUCUACUAUAUGGAAAUGAUACUCGGACAAUUUACGAGUCGUUCUUGCGUGAAAAUCUGGUCCGUAUCGCCGGCUUUUAGAGGUAUCGGUUAUGGUGUUACGAUUUCCGUGUUUUCCGUAGUCACGUAUUACUGUGCUUUAAUGGCGCUCACGCUUUAUUACCUGAUAGCGAGUUUCAAUUCACCUUUGCCAUGGACCGUUUGCUCGGAGAAGUGGGCCGAAAACUGCUUCGACUCGACAACGGCCGGGACCGAGACUAGUACAAAUGUUACUCGAUCGAGUUCAGCCGAGUUGUAUUUCCGGAUCGUCGUACUAAAGGAAACCGGCAUAAAUAACGGUAUCGGAAUACCAUCUUGGAAACUCGUUCUCUGUCUUUUGGGCAGUUGGAUGAGCGUUUACGUGGUGGUUUCACGGGGCGUUAAGAGCACCGGAAAAGCUUCGUAUUUUCUCGCCUUGUUUCCUUACGUUAUCAUGAUUUCUCUUCUCGUACGUGCCGUUACGCUCGAAGGGGCAAUCGAUGGUAUCAUUUUUCUAUUCAAGCCAGAUUGGAAGAGAAUAGCCGAGCCUGGUGUGUGGUAUGCCGCUGUAACGCAAGCAUUUUUCUCCCUCGGAGUUUGCUUCGGCGGUGUCACCAUGUACUCGUCUUACAACAAUUUCAAUCACAACGUUGCGCGGGAUUGCGUAAUCGUGACGACUCUCGAUCUUUUCACGAGUCUCAUCGCGGGAACCACUAUUUUUGGGAUCCUCGGGAAUCUUGCUCACGAAAUCGGCUCCGAGGAUAUCAGCAGGGUCGUUCGUUCGGGGGCAGGUCUCGCAUUCAUCUCUUAUCCCGAGGCACUCGCCAAAUUCACCUUUGUCCCCCAAAUAUUCGCAGUUCUUUUCUUCCUCAUGCUUUUCGUGCUGGGAGUCGGAUCGGCUGUAGCGUUUUCCAGCGUAGUUAUCAGCGUCGUAGCCGAUGAAUUUCCGGAGUUGCACCACUGGAAAAUAGCACUCGGAGUUUCCACGCUCGGCUUCCUCAUUGGGAUUGUCUAUUGUACGCCGGGGGGCCAAUACAUCCUCAAUCUGGUCGAUUAUUUCGGAGGCACGUUCAUCAUCGUUUUUCUCGCUUCUUUCGAAGUUAUUGCGAUCUCAUGGGUCUACGGUAUGCAAUUGGAAAACUAUGUUCAAGGGGUGCAAAAUUUUCUGGACGACGUAGAAUUCAUGAUGGGACGAAGGCCUUCGAUCUAUUGGCGAUGUUGCUGGGGCUUUCUCACCCCAUUGACGCUGCUCCUGAUCCUCGCGUACUUUCUCCUCAAUCUGAGUCCUCUGAGAUACAACGAAGACUACUAUCCACUCGCGGCGAACGUCGCUGGUUGGAGUGUCUUGGCUCUGGGCGUUGUUCCGUUGCCGCUCCUCAUGCUCGUCCAGAUGUUUCGACACCGAGGAAGCUCCACUUUCGAGUCUUUCAAGCCAACGCCUGAUUGGGGACCAAAAAAUCUCGAGACUCGCGACGAAUGGAGGAUCUUUAAGGAGACAAGGAUCGUGGCACAACGGAAGGUUGCCGAUUGAAACAAAUGUCCAAAAUACUCGGAGCACCGUUUACCGAAAAAUCGCAAUAGUCGCGUAGAUUUUUUGUCUCUGUUUCACGACGUAAGAAAACAACGUAUUAUUUUUUCAUGUUUUCUUUAUUAUUAAUAAAUUAAUAUAUUAUAUA
Molecule: messenger RNA, 2210 nt
Organism: Venturia canescens
Lineage: Eukaryota; Metazoa; Arthropoda; Insecta; Hymenoptera; Ichneumonidae
Product: sodium-dependent nutrient amino acid transporter 1-like
Exons: 10
Coding region: 152-2065 (637 amino acids)
Biological process (GO): sodium ion transmembrane transport
Cellular component (GO): plasma membrane
Molecular function (GO): L-amino acid transmembrane transporter activity
Source: RefSeq, a predicted model, not a curated record